GUACCGGCGGCGCUUGCAGUGACCGGUUGGUGUCUGUGAGCACCCGUGUGUCAAAAACGUGGGUACGGAAACUUGUAAAAAUUAAAGUGGUGUUUUCCCCAGAAAAACUUAAAGCGUUUAAACAUUAGUGAUUUACCCAUUUUUGCUACUGAAAAGAAAUAUCAAAUUUGUUUCUUUCGGUUGCGCGUUUGUAUCUUAAUCCUCUUGCCUCUCCUCUCUUCCCCUCAACUAUCUGUCCUUAACCAUCGAGGGACAGAUCGGUGUGACAGCAAUCGACUGACUACGAUACUGCACGGGCAACCCUUGCGCUCUUUUUUUCCAAGGCUCACGCGGUUUUCCAUGUCAACGACACGCGCGCUCCUACCAAGGCCAGCGUGCUACGCCCCGCACAGAGUAGCCUCCGUCGUCUUCAUCGUCGUCGUCGCUGCUGCUGCCGCCGUCAAGCAACUGCUCCACGUAAUCGUGCCCGUCGUCGGCGAUCUAUUGUCUGCGUCGUGUCGGUGGUUAGAUCUUUGUUCGACGUGGUCAUCGUCCCGGUGGUUAGCUUUGAAGAAGACCGGCGAGCAUCAAAGUUUGUGCACGGUUACUAUCAGGGUGAAGAGAAGGAGACACGGCAGCGUCGCUCACGCCAACCUGAGAUGAGCGACCAUGGCUGCAUACACUUGAAUAAUUUCAAAGCAGCCAAGGGUAUCCAGCCGUACAAAGUGAUACACUCCUAUUUUGUGACCAGCACGUCGACCGAAGCACGCGUAAGAAAGGCUGUUAGUUGUUUAUGUCAUACAUGUAAGACAUAUAAAGAUCGCCUACAUUCUUGUCUUCAUUGUAUAUUCUUUGGCUGCUAUGUAAAAGGUCAUAUACAAGAACAUGCAAAAACAAAAAAGCAUUUUUUAGCUGUUGAUCUUUGUUAUGGAAAUAUUUUGUGCUUCCAAUGUGGAGAUUAUGUAUAUGAUAGAGAACUGUUAGGAGUUGCUAAAGCACAAUGGAGUGAAUCUGCAAAAUCAUUGAGUUUUGGAGAAUUUUACAGAGCAUGGGAACCAACACAAAUAGAAGCAGAAUUAUUAAGAAAACAUCCACGCAGAAGACGUGUGGUCGAAAAUUCUACCAUAGGUUUAAGAGGACUUAUAAAUCUUGGUAGUACAUGUUUCAUGAACUGCAUUGUACAGGCACUCAUACACACGCCUCUAUUAAGAGAUUAUUUUCUUGCUGAUCGUCAUCACUGCCCACAGCCAACACGCUGCCUGGUCUGUGAAGUGUCUCAUCUUUUUCAGGAAUUUUAUUCUGGUAGCAAAGCACCACUGACGCUUCACAAGCUUCUCCAUUUGAUCUGGACACAUGCUAGACAUUUGGCAGGUUACGAACAACAGGAUGCUCAUGAAUUCUUUAUUGCUACACUCGAUGUUCUGCAUAGGCAUUGUGAAGCAGCACCAAUCUUAAUAAAAGAUAAUCCACAUCACUGUAAUUGUAUCAUUGAUCAAAUCUUUACUGGUGGACUUCAAAGUGAUGUAGUUUGUCAAGCAUGCAACGGAGUAUCUACGACGAUAGAUCCAUUUUGGGAUAUAUCUUUGGAUUUGGGUCCAGCGGCUAGUGCAUCAGGUUCCGAUAGUUCUGGUCCUCCUACCUCGUUAUUAGAUUGUUUGGAAAGGUUCACGCGUGCAGAGCAUUUGGGAUCUAGCGCAAAAAUAAAAUGUAGUAAUUGUCAGACGUAUCAAGAAAGCACUAAGCAAUUAACAAUGAAGCAACUACCUAUUGUGGCCAGCUUUCACUUAAAACGAUUUGAACACUCUAGUAUACAGGACAAGAAGAUUUCUACCUUCAUAUCGUUUCCAGAACAAUUAGACAUGACUCCAUUCAUGUCUCAUAGACGAAAUGGUAACAAUAACAGUGCAAUGAUAGAUGGACUACCAAAGAAUGGAGAAGAUAUGGCAUUCAGCGACAAUAGAUAUUCUCUAUUUGCGGUAAUAAAUCAUGAAGGUUCUUUGGAGACUGGACACUAUACUGCCUUUAUACGGCAGCAAAGAGAUCAAUGGUUUAAAUGUGACGAUCAUUUAAUUACAAGAGCAAGAUUAAAAGAUGUCUUGACUAGCGAAGGGUAUCUCCUUUUUUAUCAUAAACAAAUUUUGGAGUAUGGUCGAAAUACCAAGGUGUAAAACGUUAGAUUGUGUAAUUAAUUUAUUUAUCACAAUGAAUCAUGGGUGAUAGAUUUAAGUUUUCUUUAGUAUUUUAAAAAAGAGAACUUUGUAAACAGUUAAUUCCCUUCUGGAAACUGUUUCAUAUGUUUCAUCCGACUCAUGCGAAUUCGCUUGUCGGUAAGCUAUGCAUAAUUUAUGCAAGAGGAAAUAAGACUAAAGAAAUGAAGACCUCAAAAAUGGAAUUUCGAACUUUCGUUUGAAAUAAUAUUGUUAUUAACCGGUUAUAUGAACAGAGACUUUCCGAUAAAUUAGAGAAGAGAAUUUAAUAAAUGACUAUAUUAUUAUGCUUUGGUCGUAUGAUUAAAAACAAGAAUAAAUUAGAAACUAAUCACUGUUUAAAAGAAUAGUAAAGAUCGACCGGAUGUCGCUCUGUUAGCAUAGAUAUUUGUCAUGAUGUUAAACGAUAUUUUUAAUUAUCGAAAAGUGAAAAUGUAAAAGAAUUGUCUUCGUUCUCUUAUUUUUCAUUUUUUGUUUUCACCGUUGUGUUUAUUGCGUUUGACGAAAUCUAGGCUGGCACAUAUGGUGAUCGAUUUCUCUAUUCGUGUCCUAAAGUAACAUAAGUGUAAUUUUAAGAUUAGCUCAAUUUUUUUAAAUGACCGAUCGCAUUUUUGUAUAUCGCUGACUGUUAUUAUAUUCCUGCCCUGACACUUGUAUACAUGAGACACCAAGGAUGGAUCACACGAUUCAAAAGUACUUUAAUUAAUAAGUUCGAUCUUCAGUAAAAAAAAACCAUUUUAUUCAUAUGAUUCGUCGUGUCAAUCAUCCUUUGGUGAUUCAAUUUUGUACAAACGAAAUAACAUAUAGCAAAAAGAAGGAUAAUAAUAUUAUCCGUAUACAAGGCGAAUUAUUUCGCACGACUGUGUAUAAUAAAAAAAAAACACUAUUUGACAAAUUUCUUUUUCUGGUUGCCCAUUUUAUUUUUUUUUUUUUUUAAAUAAUAAAGUGAAGAGAACUUUAAACCUUAAGAAAUUUCAAAUGAAAAAAUUAGAAAGGAUUAUAAAGCUUUUAAUAAUAUUAUGUUAAUUUUCUUUAUGGCAAUUUCUGCAAAAAGUGCCAAGUGUUUGUGUACACUUGUAGUUCGUAAUUUGUGCUGUAAUCCCCUAUUUUGUGAUGGGUUUUUAUUAUUGUGUUCAUUAACGAAAUUAUUCGUAAUGUUCCAAAAAUAAAUUAGAACAAUCUUU
Molecule: messenger RNA, 3370 nt
Organism: Apis dorsata (giant honeybee)
Lineage: Eukaryota; Metazoa; Arthropoda; Insecta; Hymenoptera; Apidae
Gene: not
Product: ubiquitin carboxyl-terminal hydrolase 22
Exons: 6
Coding region: 639-2147 (502 amino acids)
Biological process (GO): protein deubiquitination
Molecular function (GO): zinc ion binding; cysteine-type deubiquitinase activity
Source: RefSeq, a predicted model, not a curated record